AUGGCUUUCCGACUACCUGUGCGAAGGGCAGUUGCCUCUGGACGACGAUACCUGUCGUCUGCGCAAUCUGCAGCUGCGGCCUCUAACCUCUCCCACGAGGCCCAGCAGUCCAUUGCCCGCGAUGCCGCCCUGCCGAACCCGGAUCCGACCGAGGACUCGGCCAGCGCUGCCAUGGUCAAGGAGCACCAAAAGUACAUGCUCGCCACCUACGCCCGUCCGCCGCCAGUGUUUGUCAAGGGUGAUGGUUCGUACCUGUACGAUCUCGAGAACCGCAAAUACCUCGACUUCACUUCCGGCAUUGCAGUCAAUGGACUCGGCCACUGCGACCCGGGCAUGGCCAACAUCAUUGCGGAUCAGGCCAAGACAUUGUGGCAUGCUUCAAACUUGUACUAUAACCCAUGGACCGGUGCCCUCUCGCAGCUUUUGGUUGAGAAGACCCUCGAGUCGGGGGCUAUGCAUGAUGCCUCGACAGUCUUUGUGUGCAACUCGGGUUCCGAGGCCAACGAGGCCGCCAUCAAGUUCUCUCGCAAGACUGGAAAGGUGCUCGACCCGUCUGGAGCCAAGCAUGAGAUUGUGUCUUUCCACCAAUCCUUCCACGGCCGAACCAUGGGUAGCUUGUCGGCCACUCCCAACCCCAAGUACCAGGAGCCCUUCUCUCCCAUGUUGCCCGGCUUCAAGUAUGGCACGUACAAUGAUGUUGCUGCCAUCAACGAGCUCGUCACUGAAAAGACAUGCGGUGUCAUCAUCGAGCCCAUCCAGGGCGAGGGUGGUGUCAAUGUUGCUACCGAUGAUUUCCUGAUUGCCCUUGCCAAGCGGUGCCGUGAGGUUGGUGCAGUCCUUGUCUACGACGAGAUCCAGUGCGGCAUGUCCCGAACUGGUAGCUUCUGGGCCCACGGCCAUCUGCCCAAGGAAGCCCACCCCGAUAUCAUCACGACCGCCAAGGCCCUUGGUAACGGUUUCCCCAUUGGUGCCACCAUUGUCAACAACAAUGUCAGCGAGAAGAUCAAGAUUGGCGACCACGGUACUACUUUUGGUGGCAACCCGAUGGCCUGCCGACUGGCGCACUAUGUGGUGUCACGCUUGGCGGACCCCGAGCUCCAGAAGGGCGUCGCCGACAAGUCUGUCGCCCUGAAGAAGCGAUUCGAUCAGCUCCGGGAGCGAUUCCCCGACCUCAUCAGCGAAGUCAGGGGCAAGGGUCUUAUCCUGGGCCUGCAGCUCUCGCAAGAUCCGACGCCCAUCAUCAAGGCCGCUCGUGAGAGAGGGCUGUUGAUCAUCUCGGCCGGCACCAACACUCUGCGUUUCGUGCCACCUUUGACCAUUACUGCCGAAGAAAUUGAGUCCGGACUGAACAUCCUGGAACAGGCCAUUGAAUCGACCCGAUAG
Molecule: messenger RNA, 1383 nt
Organism: Pestalotiopsis fici W106-1
Lineage: Eukaryota; Fungi; Ascomycota; Sordariomycetes; Amphisphaeriales; Sporocadaceae
Product: Acetylornithine aminotransferase
Exons: 2
Coding region: 1-1383 (460 amino acids)
Biological process (GO): arginine metabolic process
Cellular component (GO): mitochondrial matrix
Molecular function (GO): transaminase activity; pyridoxal phosphate binding; identical protein binding
Source: RefSeq, a predicted model, not a curated record